Messenger RNA from Doryrhamphus excisus (bluestripe pipefish), 1260 nucleotides. RefSeq lists its product as uncharacterized. Lineage: Eukaryota; Metazoa; Chordata; Actinopteri; Syngnathiformes; Syngnathidae. The record is from RefSeq and is a predicted model, not a curated record.
CAGACUCACAGCUUAUCGUCAUGGAGACAUCGUCCAAGUCAUCAGGUAGCGGGACCAAGGUGGCGUUGGCGCUGCUGGCAUUGUGGUCCAUCAUCUCGCUAGUGGUCAUCGUGGUGUGGUGUACGUCUCCGGACCUGAAGAGCUCGGCCCGCUGCCGCCAGGAGCUCCAGGAAAAUAAUGAGAAGCUGGAGGGGGCCAAAGUGGUGUGGAGCAAGGACAAGGAGGCGCUGGAGGAACAGCUAGAGGAGGCCAGGCGCCAGCAAGAACGCCAGGAGGUCCGCAUAGCUGCGCUGCUCCAGCGACUCCACGCCGCCAAUGCCACACUGGAAGCCUGUCACGACCACAAGGCAGUCAUGCAGGCCAACAUCAGCACGCUGCAGGAGCAGGCAGACCAACUGUGGCAGGCGCAGGUCAACCUGACAGCUCAGCUGCGGCAUCAAGAAGACCAAGUGGAGGUGCUUCAGCACAACCUGACUCAAGCGGACCAUCGCAUGGAGGUGUGCGUCAGCCUGAAGGCGGCCGCCGACAACCACGCUACGGCGGCGCAGACACAGACACGCGCCUGCGAGGGCAACCAGAAGUUCCUGCACAAGCAACUUCUCAAGUGUAAAGAGGCCAACUCAGAAGCACCCCCGUCUCCACAGACGUCCACAGACCCUGCCAGUUCGACCGCCACACCACUCGCCGCAAUUCCGGCCGUGAUGCUGCUGGCGAGCUGUGCCCGCCUCCUGAUGACAUGAGGGGCAAGACCAGUGGCCACAAGACAGCUAGUACUGCCGUCCAGGAAGGGGGUGGAGCCUGGAGAGACUAAACGACUGCUGUACAAAACACACACACGCGCACGUACUGCCUGGAGACGUGUUGCUGAUUGCAACUUUCUGCACGCUAACCUGCAGAGACAUUUUGCUGCCACUAGAGGCAGUGCUGCAUCACGAAUUAGCGUUGAUAAAUGUGGUGGUGAUUGUGUAGUGCCUCUAGUGGCCUGACUAAGUAUUACAACACAAGACAAACGUCACCAGGAAGUCAUUUCACCCAAAGCUGUAAACAUGAUUAUAUUAUGUCUGUCGCUAAUCACUGAUUGUAAGUUUUUAUUAAAACAAGACACUGAGUGUGCUUCAUAAAACCUUUUUUUUGCUUCAUUCUUAAACGCAUGGUGAUGCUGCUUGCACUUUGUUUUGUAGCUAAUGAACAUGAUUGAUUUAUAGAUACCACAGAUGAUGUCAGGAAUAUAGACAUGAAGACUUCGUGGCAAAUAAAACU